Molecule: messenger RNA, 3310 nt
Organism: Fundulus heteroclitus (mummichog)
Lineage: Eukaryota; Metazoa; Chordata; Actinopteri; Cyprinodontiformes; Fundulidae
Gene: hmox2b
Product: heme oxygenase 2b
Exons: 6
Coding region: 155-1084 (309 amino acids)
Biological process (GO): heme catabolic process; heme oxidation; response to oxidative stress
Molecular function (GO): heme oxygenase (decyclizing) activity; heme binding
Source: RefSeq, a predicted model, not a curated record
CUGCGAAAGCGUUUCCGGUACAGAGGCGCACGUAUUUCCUGGCCGGGUCGGAAAGACGUUUUUUUGAGUACUGUUGUUCCGCUGGUGUUGCUCCGCAUCCUGCUUUUCGAGGUGAAGUCCAGACUAUAAAAAACAACAAAGGUCAGCAGAGAAGAUGGAGACAGGAUCAGGUGUGUCCAAUGGAUCAGGGCCAGGACAUGAGAAAGCAGAAAACCACCUCAGCGCCGAGGAUCUGUCUGAGAUGCUGGCUGCAGGAACCAAGGAGGUUCAUGAAAAAGCGGAGAACACCCAGUUCGUGAAAGACUUCCUCAGGGGACGAAUCCGCAAAGAGCUUUUCAAGCUCGGCGCCGUUGCACUUUACCACACCUACACCGCCAUGGAGGAGGAGAUCGAGAGGAACAAGGACCACCCCCACUUUGCCCCCCUGUAUUUCCCCGCCGAGCUGCACCGCCGCGACGCCCUCGCCCGCGACCUGGAGUACUUCUACGGCGCGGAGUGGAAGAGCCGGGUCACCUGCUCUCAGGCCACCCAGCGCUACGUGGACCGCAUCCACCAGGUGGGGCGGGAGGACCCGGUGCUGCUGGUGGCUCACGCCUACACCCGCUACAUGGGGGACCUGUCGGGGGGCCAGGUGCUGAGGAAGGUGGCGCAGAGGGCUUUGAAGCUGCCGCCCACAGGGGAGGGCCUGGAGUUCUACCAGUUUGACGCGAUCCACAGCGCCAAGGCGUUCAAGCAGCUGUACCGGAGCCGCAUGAACGAGCUGGACCUGGACAUGGAGACGAAGAAGAAGCUGGUGGAGGAGGCUGUCAAAGCGUUUCACUUCAAUAUGGAGGUGUUCGAGGAGUUAGAGGAGAUCGGCAAAACGAUUCAGGAGGACGUUUUGGACGCUGGCAUGUCUGUUCACGGAGAAAUGGGCGGAGACAUCAGCAAAUGUCCCUACUAUGCCGCCAAAAUGGCCGCAUCAGGGGGAACGGCGUACGUCGGCCAGCUGCUGAUGGCCGCUCUCAGACACCCGACGGGGCAGGUCCUGGUCGCCACCUGGUUCGCCGCCUUGGCUGGACUGGCGGCGUGGUAUCUGAUGUGAUCCAGCUGUGGUUAGGGCAGAGGAGAGCGGGAAGGAAGGAAGGAAGGACAGUGAGGAGACUGGACAGCUUCCACUUACUGACCAUUUUAUACAAACAUUCGAAUCAGGUCCGUGCGUCUUUAGGUUUUAAACUUUUAGUUGUUGAAUUUCAGCAGGGUGACCUGCAGGACCAUUAGGACACCAACUCCCUCCCCAAAAAAAAAAAAAAGCACACAUUUUACUUUUUUAAAUAUAAACGCAGAUGUUCUUUUUAUUUUAUUUUAUUAUUUCUCUACCUCCAUCAGGUUAUCCUUCCAUUUUGGUGCUUUUCAGUAAGUUCGGGUGCAUCUGAAGUUACAUUAUAGCUGCUCAUUGACAGAAGCAGACCUGCUGUUAUGAAUUAUGCUCUAAGUAUAAGCGUAAAACACGAUACUCUAACAACAAAUAAAUAAAAUUCAUCCUUCCAGUUGAUCCUCACGAGUAGAUAAGGAAUCCCUCAGAGUAAUGUGAAACGUUGAAGUAUUUUUCUACAUCAAAACCAGUCAAACCCACAGUGUGACCAAAACACAGAACUACGUAAAAACAUUCAUACGCUUUUAGGAGGUUGGCAGUUCUAGCAUGACAAAUUGUAAAAUUGCCUUUUUAAGCAUCUUUGUAGGUUAUACCAUAAGCAGAACUUGCACUUAAAGCCUGGACAAUUAGACGUCCGGUUUAUUUUUUUUUUGCUAACACGCAGCCAUUUCGGUUUCCUUAGCUAAAGAGCCAUAAACGCAAGAGCAGCAGUAGUUUCUUACACUUCUCCUUUUACCAUUUUUUUCCCCCCCAACGGAUACAUUCCUUCUCCUAUCGGCCUAAAAGCAAACUUCUAAAGUGUGGCUGUGAAGCGAAAGCCCGGCGAACCUUUUUCUUCUUCUUAUUCCAGAUUUUGAAAAAUCCCUAAUCCCUUUAAAUAACACAACGUUUCAGCGAAUACACCGUUGCUAUGUGUUUAUGUGAGGCGUGGGUGAGCAUCAAUGAUUGGGGUCAUGUGUGUUUUUAAUACGGUUAUUGUAUAACAUAAUUACUUUGACCCACCCCCUAAAAAAAAAAAAAAGCUGUAAGUGACAACAUGACGGUACAUUAGCUAAUGAGCUCUGGGUGAGCUCAGAAAACCCCCGGUGAACAGUAAAUGGAUAUGCAUCCAUAUAUAUUAUACUGUAUUUUUUAUUUUUUUUUGUUGUUGCCUACAUAUAAUGUGAAAAUGGUCACAUUUCCUUAUGUUCUCAUCACACUCAAACGUUGCAUGUCUGCGCUGAGGGACAGGUGAUGGAAACAAAAAAAAAAACAACAAAAAAAAGCAAAUCCCUUCAUUCGAGAAGCAGCCGAUUUUUCUGCAUCAGUCGGGUUCUCGCGGUGCGAAAAACUAAUGUACUGCAUGCCAGCUUCUAUUAGUCCCCAGCGUCAGAACCACGUGCUGGCCUGUCUGCUUACUGAACGCUCUCUUUUAUUCAAUUGCAUGGUUUUAAUUCUGCAAAAUGAAACGCUUGGCUGCAACAGGAGCUCUUAUUUGGACGCAAACAUGAACCGGGCAGACUUGCCUUUUGGGUUGAUAGGAGUGGAUGUUUUGUAUGAACUGCUAAUUUGAUUAUCUUGUGCCAGCUCAGCACUCGUCUCCUGAUCCAUUUCUGAGGAUAUCCAUCAUUUACACAAUGUGCUGGGAGAAGAUCCCCCCCCCUCCCCUUACAGCUCACCUAGGCUUUGUUCAGUGUUGAGUAGUAUGCAGUGUUAAAUUGCACUGAGGUUCUGUAAUCACCCAGGUGGCGUGAUGUUUUUUUUUUUUUUUUUUUUUUUUUUUUUUUUUAGGAAGCGUUCAAAGUAAUUUUAAUACCGAAUACCCAAAGAAGUGUGCUGCUGAUGAACUGUCAGCCCGGUGCAUGUGCACAGCGCGUUUACUCUCACGCGCAGAUAGGCAGCGGCGGAGAGUGCGUGAAUGUCUCAGGUUCAGCAAAAAUGGCGGGCUGAAGCAGGAACUGAAUGAAAUGCUCUUGUAAGCGCCUGUUUUAUUGCUUUCACGAGGUUCCAGCAUGAAGUGCGCGUCAGUGUUUUAGGACCUACUGAAGUGACUUAUCUGCAGCCAUACAUGGAAGGGUUUGACCAAUGUGUGCUAAUUUGUAAUUCCUCUGUUUUAUUUACUCUGCUCCUCCAUUCCUUUGUAUCCAGUUGGAUCUUUGUGACUAGCUAGAGCACUUUUACUGUGUGAGUGAAAAA